AUGUAAUAAGUAAUUUUGAAAUUUUUAGAUUCAUUUGUUGAAACAUCCAAAAUUGCUUAUUACAUAAUAUAACAUUUAUAUUUUAGUAAGUUUUUUAUUUUUACCGUGUCAAAAGUGACCAAUAUGUGGCAUGAAAACUCUCGCGUUUAAAAUUGGAAUUGAGGUAGAUAGUUCAACUAACAAGAUAUAAUUAUAUUACUCACAUAUCAUCUUUUUUUAAAACUUACUCUUUCAUAGUUAACUGUAUUGUGUUGAAAUAUUGUCCUUUUUCCUUAAAUUAUUUUAAUUUGAUAUAACAUGUUUUACAUAUUUAACACAAUUAAUAACAUAUUAAGAAGUAACGCAAUUUUAUUUUAUAAUUUAUUAUAACUUGGAACACUCGGGGACACUAAUGUAGGCUUUUAAAUGCUACAGUUUGCAUUAAGGAAUUUACAUUGGUUUAUCUGAUUACCACCAUUUCCGUGCUCCUGCUGGUAUUUUUCCUAACAAGAAGGCAUAAUCAACUAUCGACCAAUUUUGAUGAGAUAAUAGUAGGCAUCACAUAGUUUCAAUUAUUAUUAACAUAUAUUAAUAUAUUAUUAUGAUAUAAUAUGAUGAACAAAUGAAUUCAUAUUUAUGUAUCUUCGCAAUAUUCUUUUUUUCAUCUUACGAGCGCGUCUUGCGCACCGAAGCAGUCCGUGGAAUGUUCUAUACACAACACGCAGCAAAGGGAAGGAUAACGCUAGUAUCUUUUUCUAAUAUUUUCUAAUAGGUCACUAUCGUAUCUAGAACAUUUCGCCUAUUGCUUCUGCGCGCGAGACACUCGUAUUCGCAAAUCUAGAUCAAUUAAUAGCUUUUAGUAUUAGGAAGAUCGCAAAAUGGUAUAGAACUUUUCAGUUCCACUCAAUCCAUUCUACCUUCAAACGAGUAUUGGCUAAGUUACUAUCGAACAAGUUGUAUAUUAAAUUUUAUAAACAAAUAGCAUAUUAAUAGCGAAUUCUCACAUUAUCAUGCUUGCGUUUCCUCACGACACUACGUGAUAUCGUUUAGCAAACGGUCUUUUUUCCUGUUUGCUUCAAACACUUCAAAUUUUAAAUAUAAAAAUUUUCAUCUAGAAGGCGCGGACACGUAUCCGAUAUUUUGGCAAAUUAAGUUGAGUUUCGUUAAAAUCGGUAGGUACUCAAUCGUAUCUUCUCCUUGGAAACUUUACGCACACCGGUUACUUCAUCAGCUUCAUCGCGUAGCACAGGUUCAACAUUCCGGAGCACGUUAAACCAGUACGCGUCGUUUGACCUAUAAUGUUAGCGAUAAAGCUUCUCCUUCCUAAGCUCUACCACCAAAGUUUUCAGAUUAGAAUAGCAAAUAAUGAAAUAAAUAUGAAUAUGAAUAACUAUAGAUGAAUAUAAAUAAACGUAGAUGAAAAAAGACUACUAGUCGGUGAUUGUCUGAAAAUUUUAGUAUUAUACAUGUGACAAGGAUACAGAGAUUUAUCUUUAGUAUGUAUAAAGUUUUAGUUUAUGACUAUUUCGCAUCGUUUAAAUCACUAUUUGCAACAAUAGAUUAUCAUAAACUGAAAAAUUAAUGAGAUUUGUUUAAUGACAAAUAAAGAAAAUUAUUGUUUAAGUUUAUUAACUUGACUGAUAGAAAAUGGAGUUACAACUUUCUUUUUCUGGUCAAUAUGAUUACAAUUUUUCAUGUUACAUGUUGUGAUUGGAUUACGUUACUAAUGUUUGGAUUUUACCGAAAAAAUAAUUGAUAAUUUCUUAUCAGAGCACGAUUAUGUCACCGGGGUUUAUUUAUACUCGGUGGGAUACUCCACAAGUUGCAGUUAUACAGGCACGCGAAUCUCAUCAGAAUCAGGAUCGGGUCAUGUUUGUAAGACGUUUCUUUAAUACGGAUAAUACCAAGUUUGGCCAUGAGGUUUUUCAAUAAUUCAUAGCUUAUUAUGCAUAGGCUGAUAAAUAAUAUAUGAUAUUAAAAUAUUAUAUUACGCUUCUUUGAAUGCGUAAAUGUUUAGUUGAUUUAGAAAUAAACUAAGUGUUAUUGGUUAAUUCAUCACCAUUGUGAUAAAAGCAGGCUUAUUAAUGGAAGUAUAAUAAAUGGGGCAAAAUAUACAAAAAAAUUAAUUGAUGGAGAAAAUUUACACGUCAGUCAAAAGUCAGUUAAUUAUUUUCCAUGUUGUUAAUUGCGUUCCAUAUUGAAGAUUUGGUUCGUACUGCUUUUGUAUCGUCCUGUAUUACUUAUCGGAGAUUUUGAUCAUAGUGUGAAUAUCACCUUAUGUGGGGAGGAGAGGGGGGAGCCGUGCCUGCGUAAUCGGCGAGCGGUUCCAAUCGAACUAGUCCUCGAUUUAAUCACAUAUUGAAAAUCCGCGAGUCACAGUACACUUCUAGUAGUGUUGACAUCGACACUGUAUUCAUGUAAUCUGUCUUUCGAUUAAUUUUGUCUGAAACUUUGCUCUUCGAUUUUACGUAGUUAUUACGUUAUUUUUCUUUGGGUAUCUUUUGGUGAAAAUAUUAAAGAGUUUUUAAGAAUAACUUUAUUAUUAUUGUUACAACCAGCUGGUGACAUUUUGUCAUGGGGCAAUCGAUAUUACAUGUUAAUAUACCACAGAUAAUAUUUUCAGAUCAACAAUAUCACUAUUAUUGUGUACAUAAUGUCUCCUGAAGGUCUUUCGAAAAGCGAGUGUUACUUUGUUUUUGCGAAUGUUUGGAGUUGAUUCUACUUUGAUUAUAAUCGCAAACCUAUUUUAUUUUGAGGAAGUCACAUAAAUGUGGAAAUUAGCAAAUUAUAGAAGUAUCAAGAAAUUUCGGGUAACGGCAACUACCGUGGAGUUGCAGUAUGAACUCUCCAAUUCAUGUGCAACUAGUAAAAUGGACGGUGCCGGCGGUGGCUUUCGUCAUCGCUCUCUUUUGGUACAGACGUCGUCGAUUAGAUAGAUCUGAACUUGAGCGGAAUGAUCCAGGAGGAGACGCGGAACUAAGUCAUGAAAACAAUGCAGUUUUAAGUGAUUGCAAGGAAAUUGACACAGGACGUCACAAUUCGAACGUUCAGGAGGAAACCAGCCAAUCUUCGAUCAGUCAUAAUUGUGCAGAAGAAGAAGAAGAAGAGCUAACUCGCAUCCCAACGAAGAUAAGCGAGAGCACGGAGACAUAUAUGAGACAAAACUGCACGUCUAGUUUAGAAAACAGUAUGAACGCGCACUACACAGAUAUGUUCAUCGUGCCGUCCUGCAAAUUAGACAACACCGAUACACAGAUCACGGAUGUAUUUCAAGGUGGAAACGAGCAGAUCUUGUAUUAUGAGACGCAACAGCCGUCCCAGGAAGAAUAUGUUGCAAAUGAAUACGAGUACGAAGAUAGUCAGCAAGAGAAAGAAUACAUUGAGGAUACCAUUAAUACUCAGGAACAUGGUUACGAAAGGGACUCGGCGAAUCACAGCCCAGUUUCAGGAGUUCUGGAAGAUGCAGUCACUCCGGAUGAAACGCAGAGUGAAGGAAGCAUGGACAGUGGAAAAGGUGGAAGUAUCAACGAAAAUAGGAAAAACAAUGUCGUAUUGAACACAUACGACUUUGCCAUACCGCAACAUUUAGUAGGGAGAUUAAUCGGUCGUCACGGUAGCUUUUUACACAGCAUCCGCACAAAGACGAACGUCGCCAUAUACGUGCAUGAUCAUCCUUACGAUGGCGAUCAUAAAAUUUGCUCGAUACAGGGCAAUGCAGAUGAAAUUGAUGUUACCCUUAAGAUGAUAAGACAAAAAUUUCCAGAGAAGAAGUUUCCGCAGGUGACACUGGCGGAGAUCUCAACAGUACCCGAAAUAAUAACUGAUACCAUACCAUACGUACCAAGUUUGCUAGCUUUAUCCUUAAUCGAUGGCGUUAAUAAUGACAUUAGCGUCUCUCAUAUUGUGAAGCCAAACUGGCUUUUCGUUAAUCUUCCGACUCAUCCGACAUAUCUCUCUUUGCGAAAUUUGGAGAGUGAAAUGUUGCAAUAUUAUGGCCUUCCAGAUCCGUUAGCAGUACCGGACGUUGUAAAAAAGGGUGAUUAUGUAGCUGUGUUUUGGAACGAUAGAUGGGUUAGAGCAUUUAUACAAAAGACAAAUUCAAAGGGAGUACAUAUAAUACGACUAAUCGAUCACGGUGGCUAUUGGGUAUUUAAGAAGCAUGAAAUUAAACCACUGCUGUCUAAUCAUUUGCUAUUACCCUUCCAAGCGAUUGAAAUCUUCUUAGCAAAUAUUCAGGCAAAGAAUGGUGUAUGGUUGCCUACCGCUUAUGAAUUGGUAAGCAAUAUCUGCAGAACGUCCGGAAUCGGGCAAGCCCAAGUUGAAGGCUACAUAGACAGUAAUGUUUAUACUAACAUUUAUUAUACUUUCAACAAUUAUGGAGUAUUUUCCCUCGCUGACGAAUUAAUAGCGAAAGGAUAUGCGGAACCUAUAGCAUGGGAACACACGCAGCCAGAAAAAAUCGAGGCCGAAAAAAUUGAAGAUAGACGUCCUCAAUGAGAGUUGUAAGAAACUCUGCUGUUCUUAGAUUUCCUCGAAUCGAGUAAUUCACAUUUCUUAAAUAUAAUACUCGACUCAAAUUUAAUAGUAUAAUUAGCCCGUCGAUACUUCUUUAAUUAUAUCAAAAUUAAUUAAUUACUUUGCUUUUUUGACUUCAUUGGAUGUUUAGGCAUAAUUUUUCGUUGAGUCACCGUGAAUACUCAUGCAUCCUAGUAGAGAUUGGGUUUUCACAUAUAGAAAUAUAAUAGUUAAAUUAUAUUAUGUAUAAUGUUCUGGUACAAUAAGCACACAAGAAAAUUUAUACAUUUUAUCGUAACAUCGGAUAAAAAUUUCAAUCGUGUUUAAACAGCAUUUACAAUAACCAUUGCUCAAAAAGAGUGCGUUCCGUAAGCAUAAACUCGUCGAUUCAAACGAGUUCUCUGACAAGUACAAAGACUUUAAUUUAGUCCGAUAACGUAAGACACUUUUACAUCUUUUCGAAUUGUAUUCUCCGCGAUAUUUUGCCAUUUUUAUCUGGAAAACUUGAAGUUUUUCGUAUUGAUAACAUUAUUUGUAGGACAAGUCUUUCAGAUAGCAUGAAAUAAGCAUUCAGGAAAUUGCUUUCGUUGGUCCCCGUUAGCGAGGACGGAUCUCGAGAUUGUCUCAAGGAACAUGCAGCUGUGCUUAACUCUCUCCUAAACUCUUGUUAUACUUUUGUACAUAGUGUAAAAUACUUUUUUCUGAUACUAGAAUAUUUAUAUUUAGGAAUAAGAACAGAAAAGAUAUUUGCCGAUAUAAUAUCGAUUGUAUAUUAUAGAAAAGUAAAUGAUAACUUCAUGUUCGUCGAAGAACGUCACGUCUAAAUUAAAAUAUAUCGAGUAACUCGGACGAAUUAGGAAAUUCGAUUCUAUAUGAUCCACCUUUGAUUAGUGGCGAUUCGAAGAUUUCUUGAAGAAAACAUCACUUUUACACCAUAAUUUUAAAUAGUAUGAAACUUAUUCUCGCGUAAAAAUUGUUGAACAUCGUGUUCCUCACGCAUGUUAUCUUGCGACAUUUUUUCACAUUAUUUGAAUUACUAUUAAUAUUAUUAAAGUUAUUGUAGGCUUCAACAUAACUGUAACAACAUGUAUUUGCAAGAUUCAUUGUCAUUGUGGCAUGUAAUAAUCGUUAUUUCAUGCUUACUAAUAAUUUUCUUACAACUAGGAUGAUUUUCGGUAAUAUUUUUUCGAUGUUCCAAGACUAAGCCUUUGGAUUAAUCCAAACGUACCAAUAUAAUAUAUUGUACAUAUUUGAUAGUUUACUUAAAUAUCAACAAUCCUAUUGCGCUUUCGUUAAUGCUAAUUGUUUUCAUGUAAGAUUCAAUGCAGUAGAAACUAGUAGGAAAAGAAUUUGGAAAUGAUUUCUAUAUAACGUCUAAUACUUCUUGUAUACUGUGCUCAAUUGAAUAAACAUGAAAAGCUGGAAAAGUGUGUGUUGGAAAGUUAUUAGAUGUAUUCAUUUAAUAUUGUUGAUCAUACGUAAAAUGGAAAUAUUUUUCUAAGAAAAUGUACGAGUAUGUAUGUGUGUAUAUACAUAUAUAUAUGUGCGUAUGUAUGUAUGUAUGUAUCAAUAUGUUACACAAAGUUACAAUACUUUUUCGCGCACUGCGAUUAAUUAGAGUCAUGGUUUGUUAGAACAAAGAAUUUUUUGUAGUACCAAUAUAUUAGCAUUGCGAUGAUGUAACAAAAAUAUAACGACAAUAUAACAACAAUGUUACGCAAUAACCAUUCGUAAUUAGUUGUACUUUAAUAUCUUAUGUCUAAUAUACAUAGCUAAGGACAAUCUUGGAUUAUUUGAAUUUCACCAUCCACUUAUAUAUCAUAAUUGUGUAAAUUAAGUUUAUUUUGUAUCUUCCAAGCGCAGUAUCUUUCAACGCACGUCUUAUAAAUAUUCAUGGCAAAUCCUACACUUUCAUAGAAUAGUGGAUUAGAUAAUUAUACAUUGCAUUUAGUAAUCAUUUAAUUUAAAAACAAUUACAAUGUAAAGUCAUGAUUGCAGUCGUUAUUAUGAAAGGAGAAGAAUAAUUAUAUAUUUUUAAUUAAUCUUUUGCGAACGCCGCACAUAUGCAUCCUCAAAAAAUAGCUUCUUAUUUGCGAGCAACGUCUGUAUACGGUCUGAAUUCGUUUAUCAUUUCCCAAGUGACGACGAAGACGACAUAAUGACGUCUAUGAUGAAUAAUGUCAUUAUGUACUCUUCUGAUAUCACUUUGCUACUUGGAUUGCGAAUAUUGCGUGUAUGUGACAGCGAAUAUUGGUGCAGUUUAAUCUUUUUUUUUUUUAAUUUAGAUUUUUUUAAAUAGGAAAUAUCUGCUGCAUGCGUACGUGUACUUGCGCACAUGUAUAAGAUCCAAGAAGGAAGCGAUAAAAAAUCAUCAAUAAAUAUCCUAAAUAAUUGAUA
Messenger RNA from Ooceraea biroi (clonal raider ant), 6891 nucleotides. It is a transcript of the gene spoon, whose product is annotated as A-kinase anchor protein spoonbill. Gene Ontology annotation, molecular function: RNA binding. Lineage: Eukaryota; Metazoa; Arthropoda; Insecta; Hymenoptera; Formicidae. The record is from RefSeq and is a predicted model, not a curated record.